AUGGGCUUUUGUGGAACCACAAAAGCUUAUUGUGGAAAAGACUGUCGAGGUGGCGCAUGUUCUUUACCAGCCCCUCCAAAUAAUGUCUAUGUCCCUGGGAUAGUAACGAACGCAUUCUUUAAUGGGAUUGUUGCUAAGUCGGCACGAAAUUGCCUUGGAAGAAGAUUUUACACACGAGAUGCCUUUCUUACUGUCAUAAAAAACUAUCCACGUUUUGGUAGAUCCGGUUCAAUCAUGGAUUCCAAGCGUGAAAUUGCGGCUUUCUUUGCUCAUGUUACAUAUUUGACUAAACAUUUUUGUUAUAUAGAAGAAAUAAAUGGUCGUUCGAAAAGCUAUUGUGAUACAGUCGACUCACAAUAUCCAUGCAACCCUAAGAAACGUUACUAUGGUAGAGGUCCAAUGCAACUUGCAUGGAACUACAACUAUGGUGCAGCCGGAAAGAGCCUUGGGUUCGAUGGGAUCAAUAACCCAGAGAUCGUGGCUACAAACCGAGUGGUUUCAUUCAAAACUGCCUUGUGGUUUUGGAUGGAAAAUGUUCAUUGGGACUUUGCUUCUGGUAAGGGGUUUGGAGCAACGAUCCAGGCCAUCAAUGGGAAUGAAUGCAAAGGUAAAAACCGAGCUGCUGUGAGAUCUCGUGUCACGUACUACGUAAAUUAUUGUAAGCAAUUUGGUGUUGCAACAGGAAGAAAUCUUUGGUGUUAG
This is a messenger RNA of Lactuca virosa, 702 nucleotides long. The record is from the annotation of a GenBank genome assembly. NCBI's taxonomy places the organism in Eukaryota, Viridiplantae, Streptophyta, Magnoliopsida, Asterales, Asteraceae.